Myxocyprinus asiaticus (Chinese sucker) is the source of this 1516-nucleotide messenger RNA. RefSeq names its product tumor necrosis factor ligand superfamily member 13-like. Gene Ontology annotation, molecular function: receptor ligand activity; tumor necrosis factor receptor binding. Gene Ontology annotation, cellular component: membrane. Gene Ontology annotation, biological process: immune response. The record is from RefSeq and is a predicted model, not a curated record. The transcript has 6 exons. Bases 72 to 827 code for a protein of 251 amino acids. NCBI's taxonomy places the organism in Eukaryota, Metazoa, Chordata, Actinopteri, Cypriniformes, Catostomidae.
GUUAACGAAACAUCCAUUGAGAAUAUUAGCGCUUUCGUAAACUCUUUCGUUAUUUCUUCACAUCAACGCCUAUGAUGAGCAUUCCCCAAAAUCCUCCGCCUGCUUCUGUUGGGAAGGUGAAUGUGGAAUUGUUGAAGUCGUUUAUUCUGUAUACUGUUGCCAGCACCUGUGUGGGUGUGAUGUACAUCCAGUGGACUCACAUAUGGAUGCUCAGAGCCGAAAUGGCUGAGAUAUCGCAGCGGUUCAGGCCUCUGGAAACAGCGGGGAAGGGAAGCGGGAUAUGCUGCGAUGCCGCCGCCUGCUGCGGGGUUAGCAGAUAUCACAGAUUUCCUGAGAGACAGACACGUGGACACGGCCGAGACACAAGAGAUGUGCAAGAACAGAAGAAACGGAGACAUAGACGACAAACAGAGCAGCACACAUUUCUUCAUCUUGUUCCUGUGUCCUCUCAGUCGUAUAACAAUCAUGACACCACUGUUCUCUCUUGGGCCCUUGGGCAGAGCAGAGGCGAGGGGCUUCAGCUAUCAGGUGACACUGUAACAGUGGUGACAGAGGGUACUUACUUUAUUUACAGUCAGGUGCUGUAUAAAGAUACCACCUGGGUCAUGGGUCAUGUGAUCACAAAAAGCCUCAGGGGUGCGGAGACUAAGCUGAUGAAGUGUCUAAAGAGCAUGCCCAGAAACACCAGCCAGCCACUUAACACUUGCUACACUGCUGGUGUUCACUUCCUGGAGUCUGGAUCCACACUUCAGCUCUCUGUUCCCCGCAAAUCUGCAGAGAUCAUCCUCACUGCUCACGCUACCUUCAUGGGCAUCUUUAACAUCUGAAACACACACACAAACUGAUUUUAGCCCCAUAUGAUAGAACUGAAUUUAGCCCCAUGUGAUAGAACUGAAUCUCAAACAAUUGCAAAUACCAUGCCCAGUGCUUUUAAGUGGUACACUGGGGACAUCUAGUGGACUUUUGAAAUGUUAUGGUACUUUAUAAAUGUGUUUCAAGGUUUAGGAAAAUACUACUGUAUAUGCAUGUCACUUAGAUGAGCGUUAAGUUUGGAUAACAGAUGACAAACAACAGUGCUGUGUUGGAAAAUGCACACUAUAAUGCUGUACUAAAUUUGAAAGUGAGUGGAGUGUUAUGUACCUGAGCCCGUAAUCAUUAUUACAAUGAUGUCACAUAUUCAAAUAAAUAUUCAGAGAAAGAAAGAAAAACAAUAAUAAUAAUGAUAAAAAAAACGACAUUUAUUUCUUUUUUUGUUUUUUUACAGAUUUACAAUGGUGAUAGGCUUCCAUAAUAAUCUUUGAGGUGCCAUGGUAAUACCAUUCAGGCCAACUUUUAAUGAGCAUGCAACAAUAAUAAUAAACAAAAACUUUAAUAAUGCUUUAUAUUGAACUGUACUUUUAAAAGGAUAGUUCACCCAAAAACUAAAAUGCUCUCAUUAUUUACUCCCCGUCAUGCCAUCUAAGAUGUGUAUGACUUUCUUUUUUCUGCAGAACACAAACGAAGAUUUUUAGAAGAA